AUGCUUUCAUUAUAUAUUUUUUCAAGACUUGAGAUCUGUUCUUUCUCUGGUCACAGAAUCUAUCCUGCUAAGGGUAAGACCUACGUUCGUACUUUCAAGUUCAUCAAUGGUAAGGCUGAAUCUUACUUCCUCCAACGUUUGAACCCUCGUAAGAUUAGAUGGACCGUCAUUUACCGUCGCUUGAACAAGAAGGGUAUUACCGAAGAAGUUCAAAAGAAGAGAUCUCGUCGUACUGUCAAGCACGAACGUGCCGUUGUUGGUGCCUCUUGGGAUGCCAUCCGUGCCAAGCGUAGCCAAAAGCCUGAUGCUCGUGCUGCUGCUCGUCAAGCUGCUAUUGCCAAGAGCAAGGAAGCCAAGAAGGCUGCUGCUGCUGCUAAGAAGGCCAACCCUUCUGCUGGUAAUCAAGCCAAGGUCAGCAAGCAACAAGCCAAGGGUUUCGCUCCUAAGGCUGCUGCCACCUCUCGUUAA
This is a messenger RNA of Rhizopus microsporus ATCC 52813, 468 nucleotides long. RefSeq lists its product as uncharacterized. The transcript has 4 exons. The record is from RefSeq and is a predicted model, not a curated record. Gene Ontology annotation, biological process: cytoplasmic translation. The coding region runs from base 1 to 468 and encodes 155 amino acids. NCBI's taxonomy places the organism in Eukaryota, Fungi, Mucoromycota, Mucoromycetes, Mucorales, Rhizopodaceae. Gene Ontology annotation, cellular component: cytosolic large ribosomal subunit. Gene Ontology annotation, molecular function: structural constituent of ribosome; mRNA binding.